GUAUUUUUAAUUUAUAAGGGGGGUCACACUCAGAGAUUUGCUAUGUGAAAGGGAUCACCAGUAUAAAAGUUUGAGAACCAUUGGCCUAGAGAGAGGACAGGGUUAGCAAAGGGAAAUCAUUUAGGAUGAAAGGGGGGAUACUUUGUGGGUAAGUGUCAGUCCCACUUCUGUUUUUUUGGUACGUAAAUGGCCUUGACUUACAGAAGUGAAUAAAUAGAGAAAAGCAGAGAAACAAAUAUUCCAGAGAGAGUGCUGUGUGAAUUUCAGUGUAAAUUGAGUGAUUGAUGAGAGAACCAAAAGUAGGCAUAUGGUCAGAUUCCUUCCUGCUGUGAUCAACAGGGGAGUGAUUCAACCAGAGAAAACAGGUGGUAGUACUGCUCCCUCGCAGUUGCCACUGGGAAAAGGCAGCUCUGAGUUACGUCAGGAACCCUGCUGGUAUAGGAUGCCCUGGAUCAACACAUCUCCUAGCUGCUCUGACCCUGCAUCCUCUUCAACCAAUGCUAUCUACCUGUAGCCCCCUACUAGUCUGUAUGCUGCCAAAGAUCUCCAUCUGCUGCUGCCAGCAAAGACUUGAGUCGACUUAGCUGAUAGCAAACAAGGAAGAAUAAUACAGAGAAGCCAAGAGAAAUAUCGGGAGGUGUUUGUCAAUAAUGCAUUAAAUGUGUCUGUACAACGUUUUAAAGGAGCAAAGCAAGCAGGCAUAAUUUUGGGAUAUAAUAUAUGCAUGCAGGCUUCAAAUGGGCUGGAAGAUAAAAUAGAAUUGUGUGGACUGAAGAGUUUUGGGGCAAAAGACAUGGGGGUACAGAUGGCGAGUGGAGUGGUGGGGGAGGAGAAACAUGGCCAAUUUUGAAGCAAGAUUAUCUGAUUCACGAAGAGUGUAGCAUUGACUGUCCCAGGAUAUUUUCCUGGAAGCUUUCUGUCUUUUUCAAAAUGUGAUGGUGCUUUACUGAACUCAUAGAGCACAAGAAUAGAUCUUGUGUGCAUCAGGCUGGAAGUAAAUCUCUUUAUUUAUAUUGGUCAUGGCAAUCCUGUCACUUGCCAACUGAGGAGCAUUACCCCAGACUCUGCUGCAAUACUUUUCUGGGCUCAUCUCCAUUUAAUAGCUAAUACAGCUAUAGGCCAUCCCAGGUAAUAAAUUCAGACUGUAAUGCCAAGAUCUGUUGCUUCUGAUCUCAAGGAUUAAAAAUACGGCUGUACGCCCUCUCAAAGGUGCAGUAGCAUUAUAGUUGCAGUUAGGCACGUUCAGUUGAGCCAACCAUAACAUAUUUAAGAACGAGUGAAAUUCCAGCAAGUGAUGAGAGACCUAGCAUUUCUGUGAUACUCCUUCAAGCCAUGGAUGUAUUUCUGAUUGCCAUGGCUGCAGUUGACAGUUUCUACCUCUUGUAUAGGGAGAUUGGUCGUUCCUGCAGUUGUUAUAUGGAGGCACUGGCUUUAGUUGGAGCCUGGUAUGUGGCCAGAAAAUGCUUCACUCUUGUGUGUGAUUCUUACAGCUUGAUCAGGUUGCAUUUCAUCCCCAAGCUGGUGAGCAGGGCUGAUUUUGUCAAGCAAUAUGGAAGAUGGGCGGUAGUCACUGGUAGCACAGCUGGCAUUGGAAAAGCCUAUGCUGAAGAACUGGCAAGCCGUGGCAUCAACAUUAUCUUAAUCAGCCGGAGCAAAGAGAAGCUGGAGGCCGUAGCUAAAGACAUAACCGAAACCUAUAAAGUUGAAACUGCUGUUAUAGUAGCAGAUUUCAGCAAAGGUCGUGAGAUUUACUCUUCCAUUAAGGAAGCCCUCAGAGACAAAGACAUUGGGAUUUUGGUGAAUAAUGUAGGAGUGUUUUAUACCUACCCGGAAUAUUUUACCAGGUUGUCUGAGGACAAACUAUGGGAAAUUGUCAAUGUAAAUAUUGCUGCCGCUAACAUGAUGGUGCAUAUAGUGCUGCCAGGGAUGGUACAGAGGAAAAGAGGUGCGAUUGUGAAUGUUUCUUCUGGAUCCUGCUGCAAACCCACACCACAGAUGGCAGCGUAUUCAGCCUCCAAGGCCUACUUGGACCACUUCAGUAGAGCACUACAUUACGAAUAUGCUUCAAAAGGAAUCUUUAUUCAGAGUUUAAUCCCAUUCUUCAUCUCCACAAACAUGACACAAUUUGGUGAUCGCAUUCUGUCAAACAAGUUUUUUUUUGUGCCUUCAGCUAAAGUAUAUGCACAUCAUGCUGUUUCCACCCUUGGGAUAUCCAGAAGGACUACAGGAUACUGGAUCCAUUCUAUUCAGUUUCUGCUUGUACAGUACAUGCCAGAAUGGUUCUGGGUUUGGGGAAUGCAGAUUCUCAACAGAGCUCUACGUCAGGACGCCUUAUCCCACAGAAUAUAUUAGGAAUAUCCUCUAGGAAAUAGCCAAUGUGCUAAACUACUGCAGUAACCUAAUUUGAGCAUUGGAAGAACUCUUUUUAAAAAAAACAACAAAAAACAGUUUGCUAAUAUGUUUUCAUCACAAACAAUAUACGUACCAUAGUUACCAGAGAAGCCUGGAUCUGCCCCUCUCUUUGUACUACUGGGCCCAGAGCAAAAGCUGAGCAGGACAUAACUGUUUUUUGUCUAGUUUAGUUCAGAUAGUUAAAUCUCUGAGUUUCUCAUGUAAUUGAAUGAGAGUGGGCGGGGUACUGAUCCUGCAUGGAAUUGACUGGUCAUGGAAAUUCUAAUAAUAUGAAUGGGAAUUUAGAUAGCCCGGUGUUUUGCAGGAUUGGGCACUGGAAGAGUUGAAGGGGAUCCCAAAUCAUGUUGUGUUAUAAAGACAAUCUCAGAUUUUCAGUGGACUAUCUUGUGUUGGUUUUCCAAUCUUGUCAUUGCAGGUAUUAUGUUGAAAAAUGUAUAAGGUUACUUUUUCAAAACUGGGGAAAAGGUAGAAUGCAUUUAAGGCUUUUUAGUUAAUUAACUCUUUUUUUGUUUGUGUGUGUUCUGUAUUGCUAUGAUAGAGCAGCAAUAAAGUUCAAAUAAAAAUG
Messenger RNA from Malaclemys terrapin pileata, 2977 nucleotides. RefSeq names its product hydroxysteroid dehydrogenase like 1 (gene HSDL1). Bases 1333 to 2352 code for a protein of 339 amino acids. Gene Ontology annotation, molecular function: oxidoreductase activity. The transcript is spliced from 5 exons. Lineage: Eukaryota; Metazoa; Chordata; Testudines; Emydidae. The record is from RefSeq and is a predicted model, not a curated record.